CGUUAUUGAAACCGUUAAAUGAUUUAAUGAAUAUCACGGUGGGCAAGCUACCAAUUUGUACCACAGACCGGUUAGCUAUAAUUUAAAACGCCAAGCAUAACAAAUAUUCACUGCACAUCAAACAUAUAAAUGUAGAGCAAAAUACUGAAAGGACAUUGUCUCUUCCACAAUAGCAUAUCGAGGGCCGCGUGGCCUAAUGGAUAAGGCGUCUGACUUCGGAUCAGAAGAUUGCAGGUUCGAGUCCUGCCGCGGUCGUAUGUUUUGAAGUCCUCAGAUACUAAAAUGCCCGUGCAACCCAAGCAGUUUCCCUCAGGAAAAUGUAAAUCCGUCAUUCGCGUUGAGCGAAAAGGCGCUCUGCUGAUCAAUAAGACGAUGGCGGAUGACACGGAGGAUGUUGAGCUGGACUUUGCUGCUGACGAGCAGGAGAGGGCGCGGAGAGACGCAGUCAUAAGACACCCCAUGGCCUCCUUUUUCCACCUGUUCUUCCGAGUGGUUGCCAUUGUUGCCUAUCUGCUCUGUGACUGGAUCAGCAAGAACUUUGCAUCAUGCUUUGUCCUGAUCAUCACUCUGCUCUCUUUUGACUUCUGGUCUGUCAAGAAUGUGACUGGCAGGCUGUUGGUGGGGCUGCGCUGGUGGAAUCAGAUUGACGAGGAUGGACGGAGCCUCUGGGUGUUUGAGGCCAAAAAAACCUCCCGGGGCAAUAACACUGGGACAGAGGCAGAGGCGAGGAUAUUUUGGCUGGGUCUAAUCAUUUGUCCUCUUAUUUGGACAUUCUUCUUCUUCACCUCCCUGUUCUCCCUGAAGAUUAAAUGGCUGUCUCUUGUGGUAGCUAGCAUUUCCCUCCAAGUGGCUAACCUCUAUGGUUACCUACGCUGCAAAGCAGUGGGACAAGAUGGCCAGCCUCCUCCAGACUCCCGCUCUUUCACAGGACAGCACCUCCUGCAGCGUCCAGACAUCAUUUUUGGAAUACUAUGAAGAUUACCUCCUCUGCCUAUAAAGCCACUCUACUGUGCGUGUGUUUGAGAAAGAGGUAGACACAGAGAGCUGCCUCAGAGUUUCCACAAACUGCAUCUACUUGAAUGGCUGUGUGCCUUGUGCAUGCCUUUGUUUCAUGCUGCUGACCGUUCACAUGUUGCCCAUGGAUCAGCUUGCCUAUUAUGUCAAUAAAAGAUAAGUGCAUUUUACAAUUUUUCCCACUUAGUGACUUAUU
This is a messenger RNA of Lates calcarifer (barramundi perch), 1210 nucleotides long. Its product is annotated as Golgi apparatus membrane protein TVP23 homolog A. The record is from RefSeq and is a predicted model, not a curated record. The transcript is spliced from 7 exons. Gene Ontology annotation, cellular component: Golgi membrane. Bases 283 to 975 code for a protein of 230 amino acids. Gene Ontology annotation, biological process: protein secretion; vesicle-mediated transport. NCBI's taxonomy places the organism in Eukaryota, Metazoa, Chordata, Actinopteri, Centropomidae.